CUAAUCACGUUUGGCAAUCAUUCAAACCUGUUUACAAUUUAAGCUUAUUUUUUUCAAUAUUGCCUAUUCAUACCGUAUAUGCAUUUCAGCACUCACAAUUUACUAUUCAUAAACCACAGAUUUAUUUUCUAUAUUGGAUAUUUGAUAUUCAUGGUACAAGACCGGUACAGAAAUCCCUGUCUAGGUUCUUUGUAUUUUCCAUGUGUUUCAUUACUUAUUGUUUCAUAUAUCUUACUGUAUGUGUUCACUGGCACUGUAUUUGUUACAUGAUUCCCAAUGUUAACAGCAGUGAAGAAUUCCUUACAUUUGCCAUAUUUACAAUAUCUUGAAAAAAUGUUCGUUUCGUUUUGGUCCUCUCUCCUCGCUUUCGUAACACAUGAACAGGUUAUUGAGACAGUAAUGUUCCGCAUGUGUUACAUUACAAUCCGUCUUAAACAGAGGCUCUGCAUAACAGUGUAGGUAAUGACAUCCAUCAGUAUAUGUUGUAUCGAUAAAAUCAACAAUCUACUUGUCGGAAAGUUACACCAAGUCUGAAUCACGGAAAUCUAAUUCUGGGCCUGCAUCAAUUAUACAUUCAAUGUGAGACAGUAAUACAACGUGUACACACCAAAACAUCCUACCUGCGAAUAAAAAGAUCAUGGAAACAUUUCUACUUCACCAUCAAUGGAAAGGAUCGAUGAGAUUAUCAAAUCCACAGACAGAGGAGCUGAAGGCAGUGGACACAGAACUUCUAGGAGCUUAACAUGUCUAAAUGAUCAAAUAGUGGCUCUGUUAAAUGAUGGAAGGAUCACUUUAUUGACAUCUUGUGGCAUGAAGGCUGUAAACAAUGGUGGUACAGAGGUCAAGACCUAUCGUGGCAUAAAGAACCGUUCCUUGUGUAGAGAAGAGAAUUCUGACUUGGAGGAAAUCAAACUCAACCGACAGCUAGAGACUAAUAUUACUGAGAGCAUCCAUGGCAUGGACAAGGCAUUGUUGUCUCUGGAUGCGGCUGGAAAAAUUAGCAGUUGUACCCUUACAAGUCUGGACACCCGAGGCUGGGCUAUGUCCUCCUUAACUCCUGUUCUAUGUGCUGAGCCCAUAGCAUCAGUUAGCUGUGGUAAGGAGCAUGUGCUUCUACUAGGCCAAAAUAGGCAGAUCUACUCCUAUGGAGGAGGCAGUCGUGGGCAGCUAGGCCAUGGGGAUGUCGUGAACCAGAGAGAACCACAGUUGGUAGAGGCACUAGCUGGCGUGGGCUUCUCCGCAGUGGCAGCGGGUGGGUGGCACUCUGCUGCAUUGUCAGAUAUUGGAGACGUUUGGGUUUGGGGAUGGAAUGAGAGUGGGCAACUUGGAUUGCCAUGUAAUGAAAAGGAGAGUGACAGAAAAAACCUGCAAAGUAAAUCUACAAAUCAUUCGGAAACAGAUGUGCAAAAACCUACAAAACUGUCUGAAAGUAAAGUAGGAAUGAAAACACAAACAUUUAUUGGCAAAAACGAUGUAUUUAUCAGUGAUCAAACUUCUGAACUUAUUACACAGUCAUCAUCAGUUUCAUUUGACAAAAUAACAUCUCCAGGCAGUAACACCUGCCAAUCAAAUGAUAACCAAUCAACUGCUAGGAUACUCAAGGACUCCAUACCCCAAGAUUCUUCAGAUGUUACAAAAGUGUUCAUUGGCUCACCUUCUUCCCAGCCAAGACCAGUCUAUGAUAGGCUGGUCAGUAUGGAGAGUCAUGUGUAUGUCCAGAACUGUGAUGUGACAAAUGUCCAAGUCCAGAGUGAGCCUUGUGGACUUGACCUGCUGGAUACAACAGUCAGUAAGAUCAGCUGUGGAGCUAGACAUACUGCACUUCUAACAGUUCCAGAUGCUGGAGUUGUGCUAACAUGUGGGUGGAACAAGUAUGGACAGUUAUGUCUGGGUGACACAAAGAGCAGAGACUUUCUUCAGUCUGUUGAUUUCUUUGUGAAACGGAACCUAAAGGUUACAGAUAUCCACAGUGGUCAUUGGAAUACUGUUAUCAUCACAGAGAACGAUGGCGAACAUGAUAGUGUGCCCAUGACGGAGUAUUUGUCACAGGAAACUGUGUCUUGACAAGUUCAUGAAUUUUAAUUAAAGGAAAAAACUUACGAAAA
Molecule: messenger RNA, 2105 nt
Organism: Mizuhopecten yessoensis (Yesso scallop)
Lineage: Eukaryota; Metazoa; Mollusca; Bivalvia; Pectinida; Pectinidae
Product: RCC1 domain-containing protein 1-like
Exons: 6
Coding region: 664-2064 (466 amino acids)
Source: RefSeq, a predicted model, not a curated record